Messenger RNA from Cicer arietinum (chickpea), 1345 nucleotides. Its product is annotated as transcription factor MYB102-like. Lineage: Eukaryota; Viridiplantae; Streptophyta; Magnoliopsida; Fabales; Fabaceae. The record is from RefSeq and is a predicted model, not a curated record.
AAAAACAUUUGACUUCUCUUGUUUCUUACAUUUAAUUUCUAUUUAUACAACAAGAAGCAGUUAAAUUGAGUUGAGUCUCAUACAAUACAAAAUUUAAGCACAAAACUUCUCUCUUUGUCCAAAAUUUCUACUUCACGCAAACUCUUUGACCAAGUAGCUUAAUUAUAGCUCAACAAUUAUAACUUCAUAGCUUUAUCAUGGGAAGAACACCUUGCUGUGAAAAGAAUGGCCUCAAGAGAGGACCAUGGACACAAGAAGAAGACCAAAAACUCAUUGAUUAUAUUCACAAACAUGGUUAUAGCAACUGGAGAUUACUCCCAAAAAAUGCUGGGUUGCGAAGGUGUGGAAAGAGUUGUCGUCUUCGUUGGACAAACUAUCUUCGACCCGAUAUAAAGCGAGGUCGAUUCUCUUUCGAAGAGGAGGAAACCAUAAUACAACUUCAUAGUAUUCUUGGCAACAAGUGGUCUUGUAUUGCUUCUAGGCUUCCCGGAAGAACGGACAAUGAAAUAAAAAACUAUUGGAACACUCACAUUAGGAAAAGACUCUUAAAAAUGGGAAUUGAUCCAGUGACACAUAAUCCACGCCUUGAUCUUUUGAACCUUUCUUGUAUCCUAAAUUCAUCUCUUUAUGGCUCUGUUUCAUCACAAAUGAACAACAUCCAAAGGCAAAUUGGUACACAGCCAUUAGUGAACCCUGAGAUUCUAAAGUUUGCUUCAUCACUAUUCAACUCUCAAAAUGGACAAGAGAUUCUCCAAAUUGAUUAUCAGAACCAACAAGUUUCACACUCAAACAUGUUGAAUCCACCUUAUGAUUAUUCAUACUCAUCAUUUUUCAGUGAAAUUGGUUUCCAACAACAACAUGAACAUGCUCAAUUAAGUGAUGAUUUGCAUUGCAAUGAAAUUUCUUCAAGUAAUAAAAAUGAGGAUUAUUAUGUGCAUCAAUUACCAAACUAUAAUAAUUACUACAUUUCUGACUAUCAUGAAAAUGAUCUUAUGAACCCUCACAUAUCAGAAAUCUCAACCUUUAGUUCCAAUAAUAUCAACCAGAACUUCAAUUUCAGUUCAGUUCUAUCUACUCCUUCAUCAAGUCACACACCUUUGAAUUCGAAGUCAACAUAUAUCAAUGAAAGCAACAACACUGAAGAUGAGACAGAGAGCUAUGUUAGAAGCAACAUAUUUCAUGUAAUGUGAUUCGAUGGAUUCAAAAGUUUGAUUGCAGUGAUUUAUGUGGCUAGUUAGCUAUAGAUAUCAAGUUAUUAUUAGAUUAGAUAAUUAUGAAUUGAUGUUGAUACAUGUAACAUUUUUCUAAACCUUUAUAGUUAUUAGUGUUAUACUUUGACUUUGUC